UAAACACAUAUCGUUCCGAACUCGAAGGACUUGGUUCAGAGUAGUCACCGCCGACGACAGCGACAGGCUCAAAUAUGCUCAAAGCCUCAAAAUCGGUCGCUAGAAUCCAGCGGCAAGCCAAUAUUUCAAUCAGGCGUGGUCUUGCAACUGUUGCUGACCCGCCUGUUCGCCGAUACGGCGGUCUCAAAGACCAGGACCGCAUCUUCACAAAUGCAUAUUGUAGACAUGACCAUGGUAUCAAGGGCGCCUUAUCUCGUGGUGACUGGCAUCGCACGAAAGACAUCCUUUUGAAGGGUGACUCUUGGAUCAUUCAAACAAUCAAGGAUUCAGGGCUCAGAGGCCGGGGUGGUGCCGGAUUCCCAAGUGGUCUCAAAUGGUCAUUCAUGAACAAGCCGGACUGGCAAAAGGAUAAACGGCCCCGCUACCUAGUUGUCAACGCUGACGAGGGAGAACCGGGAACCUGUAAGGACCGCGAGAUUCUUCGUGGUGACCCACACAAACUGGUGGAAGGGUGUCUGGUUGCUGGCCGCGCCAUGAACGCAACCGCAGCCUACAUAUACAUUCGCGGAGAAUUUUUCCAGGAGGCCUCUCACCUUCAGCAAGCUAUCGAUGAGGCGUACAAAGGUGGAUUCAUCGGCAAAGAUGCAUGCGGUUCCGGUUACUCGUUUGAUGUAUACCUCCAUCGCGGAGCUGGUGCAUACAUCUGCGGCGAGGAAACUGCGUUGAUUGAAAGUCUCGAGGGCAAACAAGGCAAGCCCCGACUAAAACCACCUUUCCCCGCAGAUGUCGGCUUGUUCGGAUGCCCCACCACUGUUGCUAAUGUCGAGACUGUUGCGGUGGCACCUACUAUCUGCCGUCGUGGUGGAUCUUGGUUCGCCAGCUUUGGUCGUGAGCGCAACCAGGGCACAAAACUCUUCUGCAUUAGUGGUCACGUUAACAACCCUUGUGUUGUCGAAGAGGAGAUGAGCAUCCCGCUGAAAGACCUUAUCGAGCGGCAUUGCGGAGGUGUCAGAGGUGGCUGGGAUAACCUACUUGGUAUCAUUCCUGGUGGAAGCUCGGUCCCAGUCCUGCCCAUCGACAAGUGCUCAGAAGUUCUGAUGGACUAUGACUCUUUGAAGGACGCACAGUCGGGUCUUGGGACGGGUGCCGUCAUCGUAAUGGACAAGAGUACGGACAUCGUAUCUGCCAUUGCACGGUUCUCUUCAUUCUACAAACACGAGUCUUGUGGACAAUGUACGCCCUGCCGGGAGGGCACGACGUGGAUGAUGAACAUGAUGAAUCGCAUGGUGGAGGGCCGCGCUCAUAGACGUGAGAUUGAUAUGCUCCUUGAGCUCACUAAACAAGUAGAGGGCCGGACCAUCUGUGCUCUUGGCGAUGCUGCCGCUUGGCCCAUUCAGGGCCUCAUGCGCCAUUUCCGCCCAGAAGUGGAGGCCCGUAUCGAUGCUUUCCGUGCUUCUCAAGGCGGUGUGAUGUUUGGUGGCCGUAUGAUACACGACGCGGAUCCAACACUUGCAAUACCUGAUAACCUGGGUGCCAACUUAGUCGAGCCCGGUGAUAGAGUAUGACCUGCGCCUGUUACUUAGCCUCACUUUGCCAUGCAAUGUACGGGAUCACACUUAACAGUCACCAGGGAUGGACCACAAGCGACCACGAUGUCAUGCGCAG
Molecule: messenger RNA, 1665 nt
Organism: Suillus discolor
Lineage: Eukaryota; Fungi; Basidiomycota; Agaricomycetes; Boletales; Suillaceae
Product: NADH-binding subunit of NADH:ubiquinone oxidoreductase
Exons: 5
Coding region: 75-1565 (496 amino acids)
Molecular function (GO): NADH dehydrogenase (ubiquinone) activity; 4 iron, 4 sulfur cluster binding; FMN binding
Source: RefSeq, a predicted model, not a curated record